ACAGAUACAAAACGAUGCCUUCCUCGUACCUUAAAAAGAACUCCUCUUCAUACCACCCUUAGUCCUGUUCCUAGCUAGACAAACAUUUUUACCACCACCACCCCCGCCCCCUCCUUCAUUGCACCCUCAUCUCCACCAUGGAAGCCAGCGCAGGACUUGUCGCUGGUUCUCACAACCGGAACGAGCUUGUUGUCAUUCAUGGCCAUGAAGAGCCUAAGCCCUUGAAAGAUUUAACCGGUCAAGUUUGUGAGAUAUGUGGUGAUGAGAUUGGCCUCACAGUCGAUGGAGACUUGUUCGUGGCUUGUAAUGAGUGUGGUUUUCCAGUCUGCCGGCCGUGCUAUGAGUAUGAGAGGAGAGAAGGCACUCAACUUUGCCCUCAGUGCAAAACAAGAUACAAACGACUCAAAGGGUGUCCAAGGGUGGAGGGCGAUGAUGAUGAGGAAGAUAUCGAUGACAUUGAACAUGAAUUUAACAUUGAUGAUGAACGAAACAAAAAUACUAAAAUUGCUGAAGCAAUGCUACAUGGAAAGAUGAGUUAUGGACGAGGACCAGAAGACGAAGAAGCUGCCCAAUACCCUCCUGUCAUUGCUGGUUUCCGCUCUCGGCCUGUGAGUGGUGAAAUUCCUAUAUCGACUCAUGCUAACGGAGAGCAGAUGUUCGGCUCCUCCCUACACAAACGUGUGCACCCAUAUCCAGCUUCUGAGCCUGGAAGUGCAAGAUGGGAUGACAAGAAAGAGGGAGGUUGGAAAGAAAGAAUGGAAGAUUGGAAGAUGCAGCAAGGAAAUAUAGGGCCAGAAGCUGAUGAUGCUGCAGACGCUGACAUGGCUAUGAUAGAUGAAUCGAGACAGCCACUGUCAAGGAAAGUACCAAUCGCAUCAAGCUUGGUAAAUCCUUACCGGAUGGUGAUUGUGGCUAGGCUCGUGGUUCUGGCAAUCUUCCUCCGAUAUAGAAUCCUGAACCCUGUGCAUGAUGCACUUGGCCUCUGGCUCACUUCAAUUAUAUGUGAGAUCUGGUUUGCCUUCUCAUGGAUUCUCGAUCAGUUUCCCAAGUGGUUUCCAAUCGAUCGGGAGACUUACCUGGAUCGCCUCUCUCUCAGGUACGAGAGGGAAGGUGAACCUAAUAUGCUUGCCCCCAUUGAUGUCUUUGUCAGUACCGUGGAUCCAAUGAAGGAACCUCCUCUUGUUACCGCUAAUACAGUUCUCUCAAUAUUAUCAAUGGACUAUCCCGUUGAGAAAAUCUCAUGCUAUGUAUCUGAUGAUGGAGCUUCAAUGUGUACCUUUGAAUCACUAUCAGAAACUGCAGAAUUUGCUCGAAAAUGGGUUCCCUUCUGCAAGAAAUUCUCUAUAGAGCCUCGAGCACCUGAGAUGUACUUCUCGCUGAAGAUUGAUUAUCUGAAGGAUAAAGUGCAGCCGACCUUUGUGAAGGAGCGAAGAGCCAUGAAGAGAGAGUAUGAAGAGUUUAAGGUUAGAAUCAAUGCUAUGGUGGCUAAGGCUAUGAAAGUUCCUCCAGAGGGGUGGAUCAUGCAAGAUGGAACACCAUGGCCAGGAAACAAUACUAAGGAUCAUCCUGGUAUGAUUCAAGUCUUUCUAGGUCAUAGCGGCGGCCCCGACGUUGAAGGAAAUGAACUUCCUCGGCUUGUUUAUGUUUCCCGUGAGAAAAGGCCUGGUUUCCAGCAUCACAAAAAAGCUGGUGCCAUGAACGCCCUGGUCCGUGUCUCUGGUGUUCUUACAAAUGCUCCAUUCAUGCUGAACCUGGAUUGUGACCACUACGUAAACAACAGCAAGGCUGUCAGGGAAGCAAUGUGCUUCUUGAUGGAUCCACAACUUGGAAAGAAGGUUUGCUAUGUGCAAUUCCCACAGAGAUUUGAUGGAAUAGAUAGACAUGACAGAUAUGCCAACAGAAACACGGUCUUUUUUGAUGUAAUACAAGGGCUUUGCAACAUGCAGUUGGGUUGGAUUUAUGGCUCUAUCACAGAAGAUAUCCUAACAGGGUUCAAGAUGCAUUGUCGUGGUUGGAGGUCAGUUUACUGUAUGCCAAAACUAGCUGCAUUUAAGGGCUCUGCUCCGAUCAACCUAUCAGAUCGUCUCAACCAGGUGCUUCGGUGGGCUCUUGGUUCUGUUGAGAUCUUUUUCAGUCGACAUAGCCCUGCCUGGUACGGCUAUAAAGGAGGAAACCUAAAGUGGCUUGAGCGAUUUGCAUAUGUUAACACAACCGUCUACCCCUUCACCUCUUUACCUCUGCUUGCUUACUGCAGUCUCCCCGCAAUCUGCUUACUGACAGGAAAGUUCAUAAUGCCAGAGAUAAGCACCUUUGCAAGUCUAUUCUUCAUUGCGCUCUUCCUCUCAAUUUUCACUACUGGCAUCCUUGAGCUAAGGUGGAGUGGAGUUAGCAUUGAGGAGUGGUGGAGAAAUGAGCAAUUUUGGGUUAUUGGUGGUAUCUCUGCUCACCUGUUUGCUGUCAUACAAGGUCUUCUAAAGGUUUUGGCUGGGAUUGACACCAACUUCACUGUCACAUCUAAGGCAUCAGAUGACGAUGACUUUGGUGAGUUAUAUGCCUUCAAAUGGACUACCCUGCUCAUCCCACCAACCACUAUUUUAGUAAUCAACCUAGUUGGUGUUGUUGCUGGGAUCUCCGAUGCCAUAAACAAUGGAUAUCAAUCAUGGGGUCCUUUAUUUGGAAAGCUCUUCUUUGCCUUCUGGGUGAUUGUCCAUCUCUAUCCAUUCCUUAAAGGUCUCAUGGGUAAGCAGAAUAGGACGCCCACAAUUGUCAUCAUCUGGUCGGUACUUUUGGCUUCUAUAUUUUCCUUGCUCUGGGUCCGAAUUGACCCGUUUAUACUGAAAACCAAGGGUCCUGACGUAAAACAAUGUGGCAUCAAUUGCUGAAACAAUCUCAAUUUUCAAGUGAAAGCUGCAUUUUGUGGACAGAUGCGUAUACAGUCUGCUGUUGAAGGUGUAAUGUAUGACCAAGCAAAGAGGAAUUACAAAAGAAAGAAUAAGUCACCUGUAAAAUUUUUGUUUAGCAAAAGAAUGAUACUCAAUUUUGUAUAUGACAAACAUAGGCGUGCUUAAGAAGUUUUCUAUUAAAAAAGUAUGCAGCUUGGAGAUCAA
Messenger RNA from Coffea arabica (coffee), 3107 nucleotides. The record is from RefSeq and is a predicted model, not a curated record. Lineage: Eukaryota; Viridiplantae; Streptophyta; Magnoliopsida; Gentianales; Rubiaceae.